Molecule: messenger RNA, 9657 nt
Organism: Petromyzon marinus (sea lamprey)
Lineage: Eukaryota; Metazoa; Chordata; Hyperoartia; Petromyzontiformes; Petromyzontidae
Source: RefSeq, a predicted model, not a curated record
CUCAGGGCUGUUGCCAGACGUCAACAUCGCUCGCUGCAGCAACUGCAGCAGCGCUACUCAAUCUCACCACUCGCUCGCUGUUAUUAAACUAAUUGUCAUUACAAAUGUGUCGCCUAUCGCAGCUGUUGCUACAAAUGCCCAAUGUUAAGUUUUUUACGCGGCGAGAGAAAGCGAGUGUGGGUUGGUGGUGGUCGUGAGGGAAAGCGAAAGCGACAGUGACUGGGGCAGUGGCGCCAACAAGACUCGCGAGAGACGUCACUGCGACAGUGGCGAUAAAUCAUCACAACAAUAAUAAUACAACUCGUAAUGCAACUUACUGCGAUAGCACGACAGUGCGGAACAGCAGUAGCAUCAUUAACGCGAUAUCAGUGGCAAUAGAACCGAGGGUAAGUUGUGUUGUAGAGGCGACGUCAUCGUCAACCGCAACUCUGGGGGGCGGUUCGAGUCGGUCUCGAACGCUCCGGGCUGACCUGCAUCAUGCCCCCCCCCCUGUAUUGUGGACGUCUUUUGAACUUCUUUCGCACCGUACGUAGUCAACCACGAUCAUGUCCUCGUCCCGUCGUCUCUCCAGAUGUCUUGAAUGCGAAUGCUUCUGCCUUGUUCUCACCCAAUGCCCUCUUGCUAUAACCACCUCCUGUCAUCCCUAUCCGCCUCAGGCUCUUAAUGCCUUGCCCUGUGCUGCUCUGAUUUCCCCAAACAAUUUCCCGUCAUGCCCAAUGCCUUUCCUACCUUGUCCUCCCCGUGCCUUGCUAUCCCCUGUACUUGCUCUUCUUUCUGGCCUGACAGCUCCCCCCUCCACGAAUGCCCUGUGCUGGUCAGCCCUGCCCUCGCCUAGCAUUAUCCCGCUAAUUCCAUGUCAGGUCCUGUAAUGCAUUACUGUAAUACCCCACUUAUCCCUCCAUGUUGGUUUGACAACGCCGACCCCAUUGCUUCCCUUCCCCGUCUUCCCUGAAGCCCGUGGCCGCCAUGUAUCGCGGUCUGUUUAUGUUGCGGCUGCUGGUCGUGGUGGCGCUGGUGAUUGUCCUGUUGGUUACUGGUGGUUGGUAGUAGUGGCGAUUGCCAUGUUAGUACCCGUGGGGGUGCUGUUGGUACUAAUGCUUGUGUUGAUACUGGUGAUUAUUAUGUUGGUAGUCGUAGUGGUUCCUGGAGGUUGGUGGUCGUGGUGAAAGGUGUAGUAGUUCCGUUGUGAUGGUUCCUUUGGUACUCGUGGUGGUUCUGUUGGUACCUGCGGUACUGGUGAUUGUGGUGUUGGUUAAUUUGGUUGUAUUUAGUGUGGAGGGGCGCUGGGGCUCCAGGGUUUGGGGGGGAGGGAUUCGUGUCAACACCGUUCAGACCCCGACGUUUGGUCGCUCUUCGAUACCGUUGCUGCUGCCGCUGUUUCUGCUACGACAGCCGCUUGUAAUCACCAGUGCUAUUAAUACACUCAAUGUGCGCCUUACCGCACAGCUGCCUGCUCACUGAUUCACACGGUUUGCCUGCAGCUCCCUUGCACAGCCAGAGAUCCUGAAGGAAAAGCAGGCAGAUACAGUACCCCCCCUCCUCCACCUCUUCUUCUUCACCCUCUUGCUGCUCAUGCUGCCCUCCCGGGGCCAGGCUGUGGGGGCAGGUUGCACGAUGGUUCUGCCCGGGCUCUGCCCCCGGGGGGUUCCUGGUCGCCUUCGUCGUAGCUGGGAAGGGAAGAAGCUCUGCUCCGAAAGGCUGAUUAAUGGCCGUGUUGCUGGGUGCCCUGCUAAUGCGUGGGGUCGCGUUGGUGGUCUUGCUGCAGCUGUAGUAGCUGUUUUGAUGCUUCUCUUCUGUUCGCCUGAUUAAUGGCCGCGUAUCUCUGUGUGCGAGUAACGCGUGUGGCCGCCUUGGGUCUUGUUGUUGCUUCUCCCGCUGGUGGUGGUGCUGCGGUAAUGGUGGUGAACGUGGUAUUGGUGGUGAUUGUCGUGUUUGUCGUGCUGGUGUAUACGGCUGCUUGUUGUGUUGAUUGUGAAUGUAGUCGUGGUGGGUUGCUGGUAGUACUGCUAUUGCUGCUACUAGUUAUCGUGGUGAUGAUGCUGGUUGUAGUGUUCCUGGUGGUGGUGGCGAUGCUGUUCAUGGUAUUGGUGGUGAAUUUGGUGGCGUUAACUCGUGGUGGUGCUGGUGGGUUGCUCGUAGUUAGCACUGUUGGUAAUGUAUUAUUGGCGCUCUGGGUGGGUUGAUGGUAACGCUGCUGGUGAUGCUAUACGUAGCGGUGGUCGAGUCGGUGAUGGUAGGGGGUUGCUGGUUGUGCUGGUGGUGAAAGUGACAGCGAUACGAUUGUUGCUGCUGCUGGUUGUGGGGAUUUUUUUUAAUGGUGUUGCUGGUGGUAGCGGUAGUUCUGUUGGUGCUGGUGGUUCUGCUCACGGUGGUUUCUUUGUUAAUGGCGGUGGUGGGUUUGUUGGUGCUGGAAGUGCUGCUGGUUGUGGGUGGUGCUGCUGGGGUUUUGUUGCUGUUGAUUGCGGGGGUGGCGGCUUGUUUGGUUGUUAGCCGUGUGCCACGGUGCGUUACCGAGUGUAUGUCGCCUACAGUUGUAUUCGUGCUCCGUGAUUAGUGCGCACCGAGUGCCGUGUUCCUGAUGCUGGCCCCACACAAGGCGUCUCUUUGUGCCGCCGGGAGACCAGAGUGGAGGCAUUUUCUCCCUCUGGAUAUGUGGGGGGGGGGGGGGGGAAAGGGAGCUGCGUGAAUUCUUCACGGUGCGAGGGCGACUCUCUUCGGCGUUGGCCGAGAUGCCGAUAAAUGGGUUGGUGCAUGUAGGCGUCUGCAAUGAGAACUGUGGCUGGCUUGCCUCAGUGUUGCAGACACAAAUGCAUCCAGCCCACUGAUCGGAGACUCUUGUACUGGCACACGUCAUGAGCAUAGUAAUUGCAGGAGGGCUUACCGCAGAUGCCUCCGCAAGCACUACCAUGGCGGCUGGAUCAGAGCCGGAGUCGGUAGAAGCAAGCCCCGUGGUGGAGAAGAGCAGCAGCUACCCGCAUCAGUCGCACACCACCACCACCACGUCCCACCACACGUACCUGGGCCUGCCCUACGCCGACCACAACUAUGGCGCUCCGCCUCCGCCAACGCCGCCGGCCUCCCCGCCACCUAGCGCCGGCACUCACCGGGGAGAAGUCAACGGCUUUACGGCCGCCCUGGAUGACACCUCCAAUGCCACUACCAUCAGCGUGUCGGAGGACGGCAGCUACGGCGUUGACGUGACGCGCUGCGUGUGCGGUUUCACGCACGACGACGGAUACAUGAUCUGCUGCGACAAGUGCAGCGUGUGGCAGCACAUCGACUGCAUGGGGAUCGAUCGGCAGAGGAUACCCGACACCUACCUGUGCGAGUUCUGCGAGCCCAGGAGCGUGGACCAGGAGAGGGCCUUCCAGCUGCAGAGCCGGCGCCGCGGUACCAUCUCUGGUGCAGCCGUCUCCAAUGAACCGUGCCUGUCGGUCCCUGUCAAGUCGUGCCCUUGGCAGAUUUCUCACACAGACGGCGACACGAGUGCGACGGAGAGCGGUGACGAGGGCCUCGCCUGCCUCGCCGUGUCCUACACCGCUGUCCAGCAGACGCCCACCAGCCUCACACUCACCGCCAACCGCCUGCACCACCCGGCCGCCAAAUCGUCUUCGGCCAAGGAGAAGAAGCGAAAGAAGAGCAUCGAGAACAAGAAGACGUUCCGAGAGGGUGCGAGGAGAUCAUCCCGACUAAAGAACUCGGGACCGGACCCGUCUGCGGGCGAUGAUGGGUGGUCUUGCGCUUGGGAGAGUCGCCUGGAGCUGUGGGCCGAGCAGUACGAGGAAGCGCACAGCAACCACUACAGCACAGACCUACAGGGCCUCCUCGAGUCGCACGGGCGGGGUGUGGAAGGCGCCGGCGCGGACGGCGCGCACGGCCCCGCUCCUACCGCCCAGCCUCCCGGCGGCGCCCAGACGCCAGGCCAUCCGGUCGACGGCAACAACAGCAGCAGCAGCACCGUCGGCAGCAACAUCAACGUGUCCAUCGGGCAGGCACAGGUGGCACCGGGCCGACCCAGCCAAGGCCUCCGCAGCACCAAGGCCCUGAAGGCAGCGCGCGACCUCCCCGCCCACACGCUGCUCAUCGAGUACCGCGGCAUGGUGAUGCUGCAGCAGCAGUUUGAAGCCAACGGCCUCUUCUUUAAAAGGCCGUACCCGUUCGUGCUCUUCUAUUCCAAGUUCCUGGGCGUGGAGAUGUGCGUGGAUGCGCGCACCUUCGGCAACGAGGCUCGCUUCGUGCGGCGCUCCUGCUCCCCCAACGCGGAGGUGAGGCAUGCGAUCGAGGCCGGACUCUUCCACCUCUACAUCUACUCCCUGGCCGACAUCUCCAAGGGGGCUGAGAUCACCAUCGGGUUCGACUUCGACUACAGCGGCUGCCACUACACCGUGAACUGCGCGUGCCCGCGGGAGGGCCUCGCUUGUCCCGUCGAGCGGCACAACCGCGAGAUGGUGGCAGAAGGCGGCGAGCUGUUGCCGGGCUCCGGCGGCGGUGCCGCCGUCUCCGGCGCAGAAGCGCGGCGCAAGCGGCCCAAGGCGCGCGACAGAGACAGCAGCGAUGUGCCCAACGCCGACUCGGACAUCGAGGGCUCCAAGGACCCUGCCGCCUUCGACGGCAAAAACCGGAGGCUGUCGCCGCUACGCAUCUCCACGUCCAGCGCGCAGGAGUCAGAUAGAUAUGAGGAUUUAGAAGACAAACCUGCCAUUGUUAGCAGUGAAAUAGAGAUGGAGUCUGAGGAGCUCAUUGCAGAGAGGAGGAGGAAGAUGACCCGCGAGGAGCGCAAGAUGGAGGCCAUCAUGCAGGUGAUCGCCAAGAUGGAGAGGCGGGAGAAGCGGAGGGAGCAGGCGCUCGAGAGAAUCAGCUGCAGCGGCGCCACCGGCAAAGCGGCGUCCGUGGACUCCAAAGGCACGGACAGCAAGGACGCCACCCCCGACACCGUGGACCCACCCACCCUCACGCUCUCCUCACCCACGCAGGACGUGGUGGUGGUGAAGGAGGAGGGCGCCGUGGCGGGAGGCGCUCCCAGGCCGGUGACAGCGGCCAAAGUGAACCGCGCGAAGCCACGGCGCAGUUUCUCGCGCAACCGCACGCACAUCGGGCAGCAGCGGCGGCGCAACCGCACCACGAGCGGCUGCUCGGACCACCCCCCGCCCUCGCCGGACGUUGGGAGCGGCGGCGGCGGCGUCGAGAGCUCCCCGCUGGUGUCCCCCAGCGAGCUGCUCCCCCAAGGCCUGUCCCCCGUCGCCGCCGCCGUCGCUUCCACCGCCGCCACCGUCGUCGCCGCUGGCGCAGACAGGGCGAGCGUGGGAGAGGAUCUGGGAUCGGCCCCGUCGCCGGUGCCGCCCGGCUGCACCAAAGCCAAUGCUCGAUACCCGAAAACCAAGAAGCACUUAGUGAGCGAGUGGCUGAGCGAGAAGCCGGUGGCGGUGGACGGCGCAGGCGGCGAUGGCAGCGGCGGCGGCCACGGGGGCGGUGGCGAGAGCCCCUACGACGUGCCGCUGCGCAUCACCACGGACCCCACGGUGCUGGCCACCACCCUCAACUCCCUGCCGGGCCUCACGCACAGCCCACAGCUCUACGCCACACCCAAGCACUACGUGCGCUUCGGUUCGCCGUUCUCCGCCACGGCUACGCCGCGCCGCAAGAGGCCCAGCCUGGACAGCAGCUUCGGCUCCUGCAAGAAGCGGUGGCUGAAGCAGGCGAUGGACGAGACGGCGGCGGGCUCGGACUGCGCGUCCCCCGCGGCGACGCGGGACAGCCCGGCCCACGACGGCGGCGGCGGCGACGUGACCCCAACGGGCAGCGUGUCCCCCACGGAGAGCGCCUCCUCGCUCACGGGUAACGACGCGUUCGUUCUCGCGCGCCGGCGUCCGUUCCCCGGGGGAGGCGCCCGCCUCCUGGACGCCGGCUUGAGCCCGCGCGAUUGUCGCGCAGAGCUCGUCACGCCGCUCAAGAAGAGGCGACUGCGCGACGCCUUGGAGGCCAGCGUCGGGGAACCGGCCGCGCCGGGGGACGUGGCGGCGCUGCCGCUGGGAUCGGCCGACACCGCCGCGGACCCCGCCGCGCCACCCGCGGGCGAGCCCUCGGAGGCGACGCCGCCGCCGCCGCCUUCGCUCGUCGCCACGAUCCCCGGCAAGGCGGCGACGCCGAGCGCCAUCCUUCCGGCCACGCCGCCGAGGGGCCCGCCCGGGGUCGCGUCCGCCCCCGUCACGCCCACGACGGUGAGCGCGGCGCCGGCCUUCGUGACGACGCCCCCGUGCGCCAAGGCCUCCGCCGGUCCCGCGUUCCCGGUGCCGCGAGUCGAAGGGGCGGCGGUAGAAGACGAGCCGGGCGUCCCCGCCGGGGAGGAGGUGCUCAGGAAUGGCUACGGACUCGUGUGCUCGCCCGUGACGCCCGUCACGCCCAACGCCUGCGCUCCCCUCUCCGCCAGCGUCCAGUACGAGAACAUCUCUUCUCCUGAAAGCUCCCCCGAAGCCAAGCGAUCCAUCUUCUGCGGCUCUGAGGAGCUGGGCUGCGCCGCCCCGGCAACGCCGGCCCCUGACCCCGAGGCGACUUCGGAACCGGGUGCGAGGAAGGGGUUGCAGAGGGAUGACGCGGAAGAGCAGGAGCGCCCGGAUUCCAUCUCCGCCACGGAUGCCCUCCCUCCGGAGAACUUGUUGUCUUCUCCCAUGGAGUGGCGCUGCUCGCACGCCGGCACUCCGCCCAGCCCGGCGCCGAUCGGCAACGCCAUCCCGGGAGCCGACUCGGAGGGCCCGGGCGCGGCGGCGGGGUACCUGACGCCCGUGAAGGGCGCAGAGCUGCUGGCGCCCUUCAGCUUCUCGCCACUCAACUCGAACCUUCGCGACCUGACGCCCUCGCACCAGCUGGGCGGCGGGUUCCGUGUGGCGGCGACGGUGGGCGGCGCCGAAGCGGAGAUCGCGUUUGCCGGAUGCCCCGGUGCCGGCGCCGCCCCCCUGCUGGGCCUGCAGGAGCUGGAGGGUGCGUGCUCGCUGGGCGAGGGCGCCGGCGUGGACUGUGGCGCCGACCUGGCACAUGAGCUCGAGCUGCAGAUGGAAGCGGCGGCGUACGGCCUGUCCCCGCACAACCCCCCGCAGAAGAAGAAGGUGUCCCUGCUGGAGUACCGCAAACGGCAGCGCGAGGCCAAGGAGAGCACGAGGCCCGAGGGCCCCGGCGGCUCCCCCUUGCCGUCGGAACGCGGCGCGGCCAGGGAGCCCGCGCGGCUCCCGUCUGCGCCACCGGUGCCCACCGCGGCCCACGAGACCUACGAGCCCAUCAGCCCCGCCGAGCCCCCGGGCACGUCGGAGCCGCCUCUUCUCCUCCCGUCCGCCAGCCACGACGCGCCGGUGGCGCCGCCCGCCAAGUCUCACGAGAAGGAGGACGUCCGGUGGAUGUCCCCGACGUCCGUGGAGAGAGCACGGGAGGCGGCCGCCUCCUACCACAAGGCUCUCAAGCGAGACCACGGCGCCAGCCCCCGGCCCGACACCGCCUCCGCCGGCGGCUCCUCUCCGGCUCCUUCACCUGGCCCGGCUCCACAGGGGGGGGGGCCCGGUGGGGGGCCCCCUCCGGCGCUCGCCACCAACACCACCCCCCGGCGCCUGCGGCUGUCGAACCCUCGCCUCCGUCUCAAGAUCCCGUCUCCCUCUGCCUUCCUGGAGAACAAGCACCCGGAGGGACCAGCCACAACACACCACGAUUGGGAGGGAAGUGAGGAGAGCGCCGUGGAGGGAACUGGGUCUCCACGGCACAGCCCCAUGCCCGCCGCCCACAGCCCCCACCGCCUUCCACCGGGCCCCCCGGCAUCGCAGCCGCAGGGCGCCCCCCGGGUGCCAUCUCCGCCGUCCUCGCCCGGGACGCCGCUCACGCCCACGCAGGCACCGGCACUCACGCCGCUGAAGACGGCCGCCCCCACCAUCGCGCUGGCAACCCACAAGCAACCGGCGGUGCAGGCCACCAAGUCCACACCGUCGACGGCGCCAGCGGGGCACCCGUCACCCGGCCUCCCCGGCGCCGCGCUGCCCCCGGUAUCGCCACUCCGAAUGCCGGCUCAACAGCAGCAGCAGGCCGGCUCGUCGCCCCUCAGGCCGGCACAAGCGGGGAAGCAGAGCUCAUCCGGGGCGCAACUGCACGGCACCCUGCACCAGUCUCCGGCGAGGCAGAAGUCCCUGCCGUCGUCUCCGCUCCGGGCGACGCUCGUUGUGCUGGCGCAGGGCAAGCCGGCCGCCGCGGGGCCGCCGGCCGCGCAUGCCCAGGCCCCCACGACGCCGCAGAAGCAGCAGCCGGCCUCGUUCAACCCCCCGCCUCCGCCGGCGCCGCACGUGCCGCCCGCCCAGCAGCCGGCGCCCGUCGGCUGCCCCAUCCCCACGCACCACGGCCAGCAGCCGCACGCCAAGUACCACGGCUACGCGCGUGCCCAGCAGGCGCAGGCGGCCGGGGCGGCGACGUUACCCCGUCUCGCGCCGUCCUUCGGCCAGCUGACGGUGGCGCCGGCGGCCGCGGUGUACCCGCCGGCGGGCAGCUUGCUUACCGCGUCGGUGGCGCAUCACGCGCAGGCGGCUCCUCCGGCCGCCGCGACCGCGGGCGCGGCGGCCGCCGCGCAGACUCUUCCGCCGGCGCCCGUGCAACCGGCGCAGGCCGUGGCGCCAUCGUACCUGCAGCCCGUGGCAGGCGGCACGUACGUGCAGCAGCCUACGAUCUACAUGGCGGCGCCGCCGCAGCAGGCCGUGCACUACCAGCCCGCGCAGCCGCCGCCGUCGCAGGCGGCGGCGGCCGUCGGCUCCUACCAGCCGCUGGCGUCCUCGCCGGCGUACCAGCCGGCGACCGGCGCGCACUACCAGAUGUACCCCGCGCACCCGCCCCCGCCUCCGCCCUUCCCUCAGCCCCACCCGUCUUCGCCAUACCACCAACCGGCGCCCACACCGGCCGCCGCCAUAGCGUACCACCAGCCGCCGGCACCUUCCGCGGCGAGUGCCGCGUACCACGCGCCGCCGCCGCCCCCUCCCCCGCAGGUACCGGCCCCGCCCCAGGCGGCGCCCAGAACUCAGCUGACGGCCGCUUACCAGCAGAGCGCCCCGGCGACCGGCGCCUUCCACGGCCCCUCGUCCUACUACCAGCAGCACUGAGCGUGGACGGCGCCACUCGCGUGUCCGGCGCCGUCCAGGCCACACCGCACGCACUUGUAAAAAUGUACAGCGUCGUUAAACAUUCCAGCGUGCCCGACUGUACAAGCAACAGCAGCAGCAAUCAGCACUCUCUCGUUUUGAUACGUUUUUCUGUUUGAAUGUUCGUUCCCGUUUUUUGCCUGUCCAGCCUGGAGACUGCCGUCACGUCGCGCGAGAAAAUGUUUCCAUUCGUAGCGUUUUUUACAUCGUCCACCUGGGAGCCGGGAGCAGGGCCACGCCCUCCCAAUGGGAAGAUGUGCGCCGAACGGUCGAGUUGUGUUUGGUUAAUGUUUGUAUUUGAGCUUUUUAACUUUUCAAAAGGAAACUAUAUCUAUACAUCUUUGUAAAUAUUGUAUGUUUGCAUCAAUGUAGCCUGUAAAAAUGUAGUUUUUUAUUACAACUGUAUUAUAACUUCCUGAUAGGGAUCACACUAGGAUAAGUACAGUUGGUUGUGGAUUUUAAAAUGCAACUCAUACCACACCAAUAAAAGUUAUUUUUGAAA